CGAACCUGCUCAGAGAUCGGGGGCUCUCCGGUCUGCUGAAUCCUCUCGGCUCUCGUCAAGUAACGGGAAUGGUGUUUUUCACGUUGGAAUACGUUCAGAGAAAAUGGUCCUGAUCGUUACCAAACACAUUAUCUCUUAAAUUUAAUCUCCAUCAAGGAGAAGAGCUGUGAACAGGCAACAGUGUUAGCCAGACUGCCUGCUCUAUACCAGAAACCCCACUAGUGAGCAGUGUUUCAACCUGCUCAACGGAUCAAAUAACAUUUGGGCUGAUUAACAAAAGACAUGCAAGUGGGAAGGUGUCAGAAGCCAGAGUGUGGAAAUUUACCCAGGGUUGCUACUUCGGGGACGCUCAGUCUGAAAGAUGCUGCAGUUAGGAGAGUCUUGGAUCUAAUUGGAAAUGAAAUUGGGAACCAGGCAGACAGCAGCAAGUAUGAAGAAGUGAGAGAGAGUGCUACCCAAGCUGCUCCCAUCUGAAGCUGUGGGAAGGAAGCUGAAUGUCCCAGGACCUGCCCAGCAGUGGUCCAUGAGCUCCAGUGUGAAUGACAGCCUAGUCUUUCUCCAGCAUUCUCCACUGAUGCCAUUCUGCCUGCUUUGAGUUUGAACGCUUGAGUGGAAGCCCCAAGAGCUGGCUAAGCCAGUCAAUGCCUUGAAUUUUGGGGGCAUGGGAAGAAGCCACUGGCGCUGAAUUACCACCAAGCUUUUGAAAACCUAAAGUCCUAAGGCAUCACCAAAUAGUCCCUGAAUUGCAGAGCAGAGGACUGUCUCCACUGGAACUCUUUAAUUUGUAAUUAACAAAGGAUUUAAAAGGAGACUCUUUCUGAAGCUCUUACUUCAAGGACCAGAGUUAAAAAGACCCCAGCUAAAGAUGGUAUGCUUUCUGGAUAUAUGGUCAUCUUUACAAAUACAUCGGUACUUUCCACCAAGAUGCUCCAUUUCAAAGAAUUUUGAACCACUUAGACACAGAGAUUGCUGAGAGUGAAGAAUAGUCUUCUCCUUGACCUCAUUUGAAACUGUCUUCCCUGGCCCCAGUGAGUAGCACACAUACCCCUGUUGUGUCUGGACAUUGGAAGGUCAACAGGUCACCAGGACAGAACCUUCUUCCAGAUGCUUGACUUAAUGGGAUGAGGAGUGUUAGUGGAGACAGUGACUUGGGCUCAGUCUCUCUCCCUCCCUCCUCUCUCACACAGGUAGCCUUACAGCACUGAGCUGAUGAUGGCUGAGAAGGGUGACUGCAUUGCGAACAUGUAUGGCUAUGACCUUGGCGGGCGCUUUGUCGACUUCCGACCCCUGGGAUUUGGCGUCAAUGGCCUAGUGCUUUCGGCCACAGACAGCCAGACCUGCCGGAAGGUGGCAGUGAAGAAGAUCGCUAUGAGCGAUGCCCAGAGCAUGAAGCAUGCGCUGCGGGAAAUUAAGAUCAUCCGCCGCCUCGACCAUGACAACAUUGUGAAGGUGUACGAGGUCCUUGGACCCAAGGGGGCUGACCUUCACGGGGAGCUUUUUAAGUUCAACAUGGCCUACAUUGUCCAGGAGUACAUGGAAACAGACUUAGCGCGCUUGCUGGAGCAGGGCACACUGGCCGAGGAACAUGCCAAACUGUUCAUGUACCAGCUGCUUCGUGGGCUCAAGUACAUUCACUCUGCCAACGUGUUACACAGGGACCUGAAACCGGCCAACAUCUUCAUCAGCACGGAAGAUCUCGUGCUGAAGAUUGGUGACUUCGGCUUGGCGAGGAUUGUGGAUCAGCAUUAUUCUCACAAGGGUUAUCUUUCAGAAGGACUGGUCACAAAAUGGUAUCGAUCUCCACGCUUGCUUCUCUCUCCCAACAACUAUACCAAGGCUAUAGAUAUGUGGGCAGCUGGCUGCAUCUUGGCUGAAAUGCUCACAGGGAAGAUGCUGUUUGCUGGGGGUCACGAGUUGGAACAGAUGCAGCUUAUCCUGGAGACAAUUCCUGUAAUCCGGGAGGAAGACAAAGAUGAGCUGCUCAGAGUGAUGCCCUCCUUCAUCAACAGCACCUGGGAGGUGAAAAAGCCACUGAGAAAGCUGCUCCCAGAAGUCAACAGUGAAGCUGUCGACUUUCUGGAGAAGAUCCUGACCUUCAACCCCAUGGACCGAUUAACAGCGGAAAUGGGCCUGCAGCACCCCUACAUGAGUCCAUACUCAUGCCCAGAGGAUGAGCCUACCUCCCAGCAGCCCUUCCGAAUUGAGGAUGAGAUUGACGACAUCUUGCUGAUGGCAGCCAACCAGAGUCAGCUCUCCACCUGGGACAGGUAUCAAGUCAGUCUGUCCUCUGAUCUGGAAUGGAGGCAGGACAGAUACCUCGACACAAGUGAGGUGCAGCGGGACCCCCGCGCAGGCUCCGAGUCAAUAGUGGAAGAGGUCCAGGUGGACCCACGAAAAUACUCCCAGAGUAGCUCUGAACGAUUCCUGGAGCAGUCUCACUCAUCCAUGGACCGAGUGUUUGACUCUGACUGUGGGCGGUCCUGUGACUACAAGGUGGGGUCACCAUCCUACCUGGAUAAGUUACUGUGGAGGGACAACAAGCCCCAUCACUACUCAGAGCCAAAGCUCAUCUUAGACCUGUCCCAUUGGAAGAAGACAGCUAUCACUCCAGCCACUGAGCUCUCCCUAGAGGAGGAGCCAUCUAACCUCUUCCUGGAGAUUGCGCAAUGGGUGAAGAGCACCCAGAGCGGCCUUGAGUGCCCCAGUCCACUCCCUGAGAUCCAGGAACGGAGCCUGCCCUCCUCACCCCAGCACCGCAAGGACCCCAAGGAAGGGAACAGUGGGGCCGACCCUCAAUUUGACUUAGAUGUCUUCAUUUCCAGGGCCCUGAAACUCUGCACCAAGCCCGAGGACCUGCCAGACAACAAACUCAGUGAGAUCAAUGGGGCAUGUAUCUCAGAGCACCCCAGUGACAUCGUACAGACCGAACCCUAUCCAAAGGAGAGGUGGUGAAGCUGAGGGGUUUGCUAUUCAUGAACUUCGCCCUUCUCCUCAGCUGGCUAGGCCACAGCCCUGUGGCAUUGCAGACCCAGGCCAAAGGGGAAAAAAUGGGCCCUUGUUCCUGGCAUGUCAGUCCUUUGCAACAGAGGGUGGGUAGCCUACCCCAGACUUUUUAAUCAAAGACAAACAACCCCCAGCCUGUUUUCUGAUGCCUUAGGGUUCACAGGACCCUUAAGGGAAUCAGUAAAUACAAGUGAAAUAUUGAAUCUAUUAAACUGCCUUAAUGAUUGCGCCUUUUAACCUCUGGAAUCUGUUUUGAAUAUAAGUCUAGGGUAACAAGCCUUUCGUACUGGACCCAUCAGUUUAUGAACACAUUCAUGGGGGUGAGGGCUUUGGGAGAAGGAAGAUGGGAGGGAGGAAAGAGUAGCCAUGGGAAGAAGGAAGCCUCCCAAAGAGGAACAAGGCUGCCUGGUUCCUAAGGGGUGCAGUCCACAAACUCACCAUCCGCAAAAAGUAUCAGAGCCUGAAGGGACACUUGAAAUUCUCUAGUCCAAUCCCCUCCUUUGACAGAUGAGGAAACUGAGGUCCAGAGAUGGAAGGUGACUUCCCAAGGGACUUAGUUACAGUGAGUGGCAGAGCAGUAGUAGAACUUAGGCUUCCUGACUCCUAGACUGGCCCUUCAUGCCACCUCCUUUGCUGUGGAAAUGCUUUCUUUUCAGAAUCUAAGGGAAACCGAAGUCCAAAAGAUUUCUUCCUCCUUGGAUCAGAAGUUGGAUGUCUCUCCUUAAUAAGCAAGAACAGUCAUAUCCUAUAGUUCUUCUAAUACACAAGCGUUUUCAUUUGCCAUCUUGGGCCAGAUACUGAAGCCUCCUGGGCUUCAGACCCAGACAACCUGGAGGUCACUGGAUUAAAAAAAAAAAAAUACAAUCUCCUGACCUCCAUUUCCUCUCAAUGAGAAGUGGCUCAUUUAGUGGUGAAAUGGUCCACAAGACAGGGAACCACGUAAAAGCCACUGAAUUAUUUGUGAAUGGUUAUUGAACCUAAAGUUCAGUUAUUGAUGGAUGUUCCUAAGGCCAGAUUUUGCAGUCUUUACACACACAACACACACACACACACACACACACAAACAUACAUACACUCAGCCCUAUGCAUAAGCGGAAGAGGAAGGCAACUAUGGGGUGUGAUGUGAGCAAUAAGAUGUGUCAAAAGCCUCUUGCCCCACCCCAAGUCUCUCUCCCUCUGGCCCAUAGUGGGCCUGAUACCCCACUGUAAUAGUUACUCCUUUGGUGUGAAGGCCUCCUUUUAUUAUUUUUUUGUUU
Messenger RNA from Vombatus ursinus (common wombat), 4259 nucleotides. RefSeq names its product mitogen-activated protein kinase 4 (gene MAPK4). Bases 1210 to 2952 code for a protein of 580 amino acids. Gene Ontology annotation, biological process: cell surface receptor signaling pathway; protein phosphorylation; intracellular signal transduction. Gene Ontology annotation, cellular component: nucleus; cytoplasm. The transcript has 7 exons. Gene Ontology annotation, molecular function: MAP kinase activity; ATP binding. NCBI's taxonomy places the organism in Eukaryota, Metazoa, Chordata, Mammalia, Diprotodontia, Vombatidae. The record is from RefSeq and is a predicted model, not a curated record.